UUUAAUUUUAAGGAGACAGUCUGCACUUCCGGCACAUGUGGAAACCAAUCCGAAGAAAUGGCAAACGAAGAUGUCAGCAAAACCGCUUCUGUUGAGGUUCAUUUUGCACAAAGAUUAGCAUCAAACGAGAAGAAGAUCAGAGACAGAGCAAUGAAGAAAUUAAGAAAAUGGCUUGAAUUGAAAUCUUUAACCAAAAAAGAAAAAGCUUUUACUGAAGCAGAUUUCCUGAAGAUAUGGAAAGGUCUCCACUACUGUCUAUGGAUGCAGGACAAAGCACUUCUACAGGAGGAGAUGUGUGCAUUUAUGUCCCGUCUAGUCCAUGUAUUCAGUCAUCCAGACAACACAUUACUGUUUAUACAAGUCUUCUUACAGACAGAGGCCAGGGAAUGGAAUGGCACAGACCGCUGGAGGAUGGAUAAGUUUAUGAUGUUGUUCCGUAAUAUGUUGACACAGUCACUGGAGUUUCUAAAGAAACAGAAAUGGAAAAAGAAUCUUAUUACCAAGUUUACUGACAUUCUGUCCAAUAAGAUAAUGACCAUUAAGGAAGACACUGCACCAGACGGACUAAAGAUACAUUUUACAGAUAUUUACUUAGAUGAACUAGAGAGAGUUGGUGCUGAGGAGUUAGCUCCAGGAAAAGUUUUGAGUUUAUUGGCACCAUUCUCUAAUUAUUUACAGAACUCCAGAAACCCUGUUGUGGUUGGUAGAGUUGUAUCUAGGGUGUUUGAUGCGAUUAUACAACAAACAGUGGAUGAUGCAAUGAUUGCAGCUGAAAAACAAAUAGAGAAAGAAGAAGGAGACAGUGAUAAUGAAGAAAACAGUGACGAAGAAGAAAAAGAAGACACUGAAGAUCCUGAAGAUAUAGAUAUUCCACCUAGACUUCAGUUUGACUUUAAAGCUAUAGCAGACGCAUUGUUCCAGUUAGGCAGCAAUAAAGACUGUGUUAGUAAGAACAGGAACAGAAUCUACAGACUUGUCAAAAGAUUUCAGGAUUUGAAUGAAGGUAUAUUGCCAAAAGAGAAGGUUGAUGAAGAAGAGGGGGAUGUUUUAAAAAAGAAAGAUAUCUCUCUAGCUGUUCAAAGAUUGGAGAAUUUGGAGGUUCGCAAAAAGAAAAAAAAGAAGAAGAAAAAGAAAAACAACUUGCAGGGUGAAAAUGAAGGAUCACAAGUUGGUGAAACAGAAAAUCUCAAUUCUAAACCAGAAACAAAGAAAGUGAAAAGGAAAAAUGGAGACCUGAAUACAGAACCUUCUUUGUCUCCCUUGAAGAAAAAGAAAGAAGUAAAAGAGCGUCAAAUAGAUACAGAAAAGAAAGAAACUAAUCAAGAAAUGAAAAACCAAGCCCUGAGAGUUAGUCCAAAAUUAACAUCAGCAAAGAAGACAGGCAAACAGAAGAAAAAACUAAAUAACAUGCAUGAAGCUUCGCCAGAAAUAAAAGUACAAGGCAGCAAAAUGAAAUCUGAUAUAAAGAAAAUUGAAAUCAACGACAGUAUCUCAUGUUCAGCUCAGAAAGGCAGCAAUAAUAAAAACACUGACACAGAUCAAGUUGACAAUAGUGUUAUUCUAGAUUUAUCUCUUAUUACUUCAGCAAAGAAAAAGAAAGGAAACAAAUAUAAUGCUACAUCAAUAUUGUCAGAGUCCAUGGGAGAUAACUCUACACCAUCAAAAAGUAAGCACAAACUAAAUGACAAGUCUUUUGAUCAAAGUAUGGCUGAAGUAUUUGACAAUGUUAGUCAUGACAAUUCCAACAAAACAAAGAAUGAACAGGUUAUUACAGUGAAAGCUAAGAAAAAAAGAAAAAGCUCUGUGAAUAUAGAAGAAUCAGUGAUGGAAGAGAAAAAUGUUUCGACUCCAUCGUCCAAGAAAACUCCAAAAAGUAAAAAUUCAGAAGCGAAAAUGAUGAAACUGAUAGAAGAGAGUAAAAGUAACAGUUCACCAAAAUCUGAAGGAUCAGGGUUUGCUAAGUUUGACACAUUGAUGAAGACGCCACCUGCCUUUGUUAGAAAAUCUGUCAACAAACUGAAAAGACCAAAGUCGGCCAUCAAAAAGCAAACAUUGGAAGCUCCUACCUCCUGUCCUCCAGAUUCAAAGAAAAAAGUCAUCUUCAACAUGAAGAAAAAUGAUUCAAUAAGUUUUCAGGACAGUAUAAAGUUCAGUCCAGGAGUCUUUAAUCCAACUAAAACAGCAGACCAUGGAAUUCUGAAGACACCAUCACCAGCCAUGACUCGCAGUCAGUCUUUAAAGAAACGUAGAGCAUCAACUGGAGUUAUUAAAAGGCCAAAAGCAGCAGAUUUCUUUUAAAACUGACAUUUUAGUGAAGAUCUGAACUUUGAUAGAAAUCUUUAUGUUGAUAUUCUGUUCAGCUACAUUCAAGAUAGCACAAGAUUCAUGUUGAUUAACCAAAGUUUGUACUCUGUAUGAAUUUAGAAUUCCAUCUUCAGUAUUUUUAAUUAUUUAAUAUGUUCAUGAAAGAUGCAAAUCUGUAUCUAAAAAGAUUAAUAAAAGAAAACCUGAAAAAAUUAAUCCACAUACUAUUUUCAAAUAUUGAAAUCUUGCAAAUAAUACAUUUUCCAUAUCCCAUAUAACUGUUCUUAGAAAUUAAGAUUAAUCACAUUUGUGCCUGAAAUUUAAAUGCAGUUAAGUCUCAUUAUCUUUCAAACUUGUUGAACAAAUUUUUAAUGAGUUGAAAUUCAGCAGUGGACAGCAAGUAUCAUAUAGUUUUAAUCCUGUUGAGUUGAAAUUUGUAUAUGACUGCAAAAAAUUUUUUGGGAUCGUAUAAUGGUAUGAUGUUGUCUGCGUCGUCUGUGUCGUCGUCCGAAGACACAUUGGUUUUCGGACAAUAACUUUAGUUUAAGUUAAUGGAUCUCUAUGAAAUUUUUUAAGAAGGUUCAAUACCACAAAAGGAAAGUUUGGUUUGAUUUUAAGGAUGAUGGUCCCAACCGUUGAGAAAUUAGGGGCCCAAAGCAAACAUUUUUCUAGUUUCAGGAUAAUAACUUGUGUAUAAGUAUUUCGAUUGCUCUGAAAUUGUACAACAAUGUUUAAUACCACAAGUAGAAGGUUUGGAUUCAUAUUAGGGGUUAUGGGGCCAACAGUUUAGGAAUUAAGGGCCUAAAAGAGCCAAAAACAACAAUUUUUGUAGUUUCCGGACAAUAACUUGUGUGUAAGUGUAUGAAUCUCUCUGAUAUUGUAUCAUAAGGUUCCAUAUCACAAAGGGAAGGCUGGGAUUGAGUUUGGGGGUAAUUGCCUCAAACAUGUAGGAAUUAGGGGCCAAAAAAGGGCCAAAAACAUGCAUUAUUCUAGUUUCCAAACAAUAACUUGUGUUAGAUGUGUAUGGAUCUCUCUGAAAUUGUACUACAAGGUUCCAUACUACAAAGGAAAGAAUUGGAUCGAGUCUUGGGGUAAUUGCUCCAAGGGGGGAUUCCAAAACUCGGGGGUUCGACCUCUGCGGUCGUAUCAGGCUGCGCUCAGCGAAGCAUUUUAUAGUCGUUUGAAUGAAAGUCACUAUCAAAGACCAUCAAAAGGUUAACAAAUUAUUAGAUUUUUACUUAUGAUCUAGCAUCAAUGAACAAUGUCAAAAAAGAUCACCUUUAUAAUAUCUGGUUGAAUACUGUUAUGACUUGUUAUAUUUUUAUGGGGUAUCUAUUUUAAUUAUUUAAUUUACUGUCAUCAUAAUCAUACAGUAUAUCAGUUAAGUUCUUGUGUACACUUAAAACUGAAUGCUUUUUUAAAUUUUAUAUAAGAAACUUCUUGAAUAAGCCACAGUAUAACGCAUGGUUUUUAGUAACCGUAGGUUGACGAAUCAGAUUACAUCUACUGGGGCCAUGAAUUAUGUUACUGCAUUUUCCUAUUUGUUAAUGACGGUAAUGAAUUAUACCAAAACUGUUAUUUAUGCAAUGUAAUUGAAAUAUAAUUUCCUAUAUUAAAGUUAUAUUAUUAA
Mytilus californianus (California mussel) is the source of this 3934-nucleotide messenger RNA. RefSeq names its product ribosomal RNA processing protein 1 homolog A-like. Gene Ontology annotation, cellular component: preribosome, small subunit precursor; nucleus; preribosome, large subunit precursor. The transcript has 12 exons. Bases 58 to 2298 code for a protein of 746 amino acids. Gene Ontology annotation, biological process: rRNA processing. Lineage: Eukaryota; Metazoa; Mollusca; Bivalvia; Mytilida; Mytilidae. The record is from RefSeq and is a predicted model, not a curated record.